Molecule: messenger RNA, 672 nt
Organism: Asparagus officinalis (garden asparagus)
Lineage: Eukaryota; Viridiplantae; Streptophyta; Magnoliopsida; Asparagales; Asparagaceae
Exons: 1
Coding region: 1-672 (223 amino acids)
Molecular function (GO): nucleic acid binding; RNA-DNA hybrid ribonuclease activity
Source: RefSeq, a predicted model, not a curated record
AUGGCCAGUCAUCGGCUAAAUCCAAAGACCGAUCUAUUCAAAGAUAUGCUGAAUGAAACCCACGAGGUCAAUGCUACCUCGCAGGAAGAAAUUUGGCAGUUAUUCUUUGAUGGUGCAUCUCGCAUAGGUACAAGCGGAUCUAUCGUCGUGGGAGUGGGGGUAGUCUUGGUUUUUGCUCAAAACCACAUAUUACCUCAAGCUUUCUCUUUAACGGAGCUAUGUUCUAAUAACUUGGCCGAGUAUAAUGCCCUGCUCAUUGGAAUUGACUUGUCUAAAGAAUUAGAGAUCAAGCAUCUCUCAGCUUACAAUGACUCUCAGCUCAUCGUCAAGCAAAUGAUAGGGGAAUACGAAGUUAGAAAUGAUGACAUAAUCCCAUGUCAUAAAGCGGCUAUCAAACUAGCCGGAUUAUUUGAAACAUUUUGCAUUGAGCACGUGCUUCACUCUAAGAACACGUAUGUAGAUGCAUUAGCAUCAUUAGUGGCCAACCUGGCUCAACCACUGGGAGCAAGUCAAUGCAUCACCAUCGCAAGCCGACAACUCUUUCGACCGAAGGAUGUUCUGGAAGUAAAUGUAGCUCACCAGAGCACAGGUCAACUCGAACCAAGAGAUUGGCAUUUCUUGAUCAUCGACUAUGUCUUAUACGGCAUACUCCCUGAAGACAUUAAAGAAUGA